Rubroshorea leprosula is the source of this 847-nucleotide messenger RNA. Lineage: Eukaryota; Viridiplantae; Streptophyta; Magnoliopsida; Malvales; Dipterocarpaceae. The record is from the annotation of a GenBank genome assembly.
AUGAGAAACGUCGUCGUUUCUCGUGUAUAUUCGACAGCAAUGUAUAUUCGACAGCAUUGCUGUCGAAUAUACUCGAUUUUAACCCCUCCUCCGCCCGUCUUUCCCCCAUUUUCUUCUUCUUCCCCUGCGGCUAAUCUGGUUCAUUUUCUCCGGCCCUGUUCUUGCCGGUGCUGCCGGAUUUUGGCUUCUUGCCAUUGACAACCCUGCUGUGUGGCCUCUAAGCCGAUAUGAGACGAGGUACGCGAGGUGCAUCUUCUUCUAGACAGCAGGUUGAUCCAGAGGGAGAACAACAGAGGUCAUUUCGUCGUCUUAUUCAGGGGCCUCGUAGGGCUAUUCCUACACAGCAGCAGCUGCCUAGCUUGAGCCAGCCUCUCGCACAGCAACAGAUUCCCAGUUUGACUCAGCUUCCCACACAGCUGCAACAGGAGCAACCCACUGUUACUCAGCCACCAUUGGCCGAUGACCAGUUCACUGGUGAUGAUGCAACAGUGGAGGAGGAGAAUAUAGAGCGUAAUUUGGAGGUUGAGUUGGAGGCUGAGUAUGCUGUGCUUGAUCCUGAGUUAGAUGCUCAGUUAGAGGAGGAGCUAUCACAUGCUGUCCCGAAGACAGGACGUGGCAUGGAUAAAGGAGAUGACGCUCCUGCAAACCCAAGUCAAAGGAAGGUGCUUAGCCUUAAUCGCCGAGGCACAUUCAGCCAUGAGAGGUUUGGGAGGACUGCCAUAGUCAUUUGGAAGUACUUGUAUGAUGAGCCAGUGCUUUUCUGGUCUAGCUGGCCUGAGGAAAAGAAGAGGGUUGCUUGGGAGCAUUUUCAGAGGACAUAUUAUUGGGAAGAGGAUGAUGCUCGUGU